UGGCGUAAGCAUGGAUAUUACAGAAAUCCGUCAGGCCGAAAUCGAUCUCCACAACCAAGAGAAGGAGAACGCGAAGCUCAUAGCGAACGCCUUGGCCGCCAAGGAGGCAAGCAAGAUGAAGAGCCAGUUUUUGGCCAACAUGUCUCAUGAGAUUCGCACUCCGAUUGCGGGCGUCAUCGGCAUGAGCGAUCUCUUACUCGACACGGACCUCGAUCAGGAGCAACAAGACUGCGCGGAGAACAUCCAGCGUUCGGCGAACGGCCUUCUCACUGUCAUCAACGACAUUCUGGACCUCUCCAAGGUCGAAUCGGGACGCCUGGAUGUCGAAGAAGUCCAAUUCAGCCUCUCCGUAGUCCUCCGGGAUGUGAGUAAGAUGAUGGCUUUUGCUGCAUUAAGAAAGAAUAUCGCCUAUGAAAGCCAUUUCGAAAAGGACAUUGAGAAGGAUUUGAAGGUCAUGGGUGAUCCCGGCCGCCUACGCCAAAUCUUGACGAAUCUGCUCACGAAUUCGAUCAAGUUCACGAGUGAGGGUCGAGUCAGCCUAUCGGCGUCGAUAAUUAAGCAGGAUGAUGACACAGUUCAUGUUCGCUUUGUUGUCGAAGACACGGGCAUCGGGAUCGAGGACGAAGUACGGCAAAAGCUGUUUAAGCCUUUCAGCCAAGCAGACUCCUCUACAGCUCGUCGCUUUGGCGGCACAGGGUUAGGGUUGGCAAUCAGCAAGAACCUUGUCGAACUCAUGCAUGGGGAGAUCGACCUCGAGUCAAAGCUGGGGCAUGGCACCAAGGCUUGUUUCCGGAUACCAUUUAGCAGGGCACAAUACCGGGGCCCAGGCUCUCCGCUGAUGGAUAUUAGUUCAAUCCCCGAUCGGCUACAGUCCGACAUGUCUGUGUCAUGCGGAAGCUCAGAGGAGCUCGGCACGCCGCCGCUUACGCCGAGUUUCCCUCCAAAUGGCAAGACGGGAGCCCGUCAUGUCAGGGGCUCUUCGGCCACCCCGAGCAACAUCACCAUCAACCACUCCCUUCCGGACUCGUUGAUGACUCUCUCUGAAACAGAGAGACAGAAAGUGCACGUCUUGGUCGUCGAGGAUAACCAAGUCAACCAGCAGAUCGCGCUCAAAACGAUCAAGAAGCAGGGUUUCUCGGUAAACGCGGUCUGGAACGGCAAAGAGGCUUUGGAUUACUUGCUUGAAAGCGAUGGCGAAAGUCACCCCCACCCGGACAUCAUCCUUAUGGAUGUGCAAAUGCCAAUUAUGGACGGGUACAAAGCCACGCACACAAUCAGGUCCGAAGAGCCUUUUAGGAACAGGCCAGAGAUACGCGACAUUCCCAUUGUCGCCAUGACGGCGUCGGCGAUUCAAGGAGACAAGGAAAAAUGCCAGGAAGCUGGAAUGGAUGACUACCUCUCUAAGCCUGUUCGAGGCAAUUUAUUGGAAAAAAUGCUCGUAAAGUGGGCAAUUGAGAGGAAGCGGAAGCAGCAAAAAAUGGCCGAGGGCAAGGAAGACAAAAAUUGGAAGGCCGGCGAGCGACGGUCAUCUGCAGUCUCGGCCGAUGGUGCCAGCACCAUCAAAGCCGGGUCUGUCGGCCGCAAUAGUCCCAAGCCCGAGGGACAUACGUCGCCAUCGUCAUCGCCGCAAGCAAAGCGGUCACGGCCGCCCGCCUCACGCAAUACGUCUUUUGGCAAAGACGACGACAAAGCGCAGCGACCUCGCGUACUCGACCGCCUAUCGUACCAAGACGAGAUAUCGGUGGAUAAGUCGACGGAGUCCGCCGACGAGCGAGUGUCACGGCGCGUGCGCGACGAGGAGAGAGCCGCCAACCUCCGCGACCACAAGUUGAUGUUUAGCUCGGGCGACAGAGCGGCGCGGCGUGGCUCAAGCGACAACGCCGAAGCCGACGACCGUAAGGGCGCGCCCAGUCACUCGCUCACGGAGGCGAACAUAGGCCGCCUCGCCGAGGAACAGCACACGAAACAGCCACGCGCUACGCAUGAGAAGAGCGAUAGCAUGGCGGCGCGGAAGGCGAGCGGUGCGAGCGAUGAUGAGAGCCGGGUUCCGGAGUCGAUGCUGGAGCUGCGUUCACAGUCGCAGUCUGUAGACGAAAGCGAAAAAAUAAAUUAAGGUUGAUGGUUAUGGCCAGAGAAAGGACGCCGGACCUCAACCGCCGGCGGCGACAACGAUAUUGACGACGACGACUACGACCGACGACCUCAUACGAUGACACUUCUUGUGGUUCCGUUCCUCUUCUCAUCAUCUUCAUAAUCACCUUGGUCUUCAUUCCUGUCAUCCUCGUUUGCG
Messenger RNA from Aplosporella prunicola CBS 121167, 2290 nucleotides. RefSeq lists its product as uncharacterized. The coding region runs from base 11 to 2113 and encodes 700 amino acids. The record is from RefSeq and is a predicted model, not a curated record. Gene Ontology annotation, biological process: phosphorelay signal transduction system; phosphorylation. Gene Ontology annotation, molecular function: phosphorelay sensor kinase activity. The transcript has 2 exons. NCBI's taxonomy places the organism in Eukaryota, Fungi, Ascomycota, Dothideomycetes, Botryosphaeriales, Aplosporellaceae.